Molecule: messenger RNA, 811 nt
Organism: Erythranthe guttata (spotted monkey flower)
Lineage: Eukaryota; Viridiplantae; Streptophyta; Magnoliopsida; Lamiales; Phrymaceae
Source: RefSeq, a predicted model, not a curated record
UAUUUCUGGAAACCGUUUAAGAAGUUGGCCUGCACACCCAAGAAAAUUUCAAGUCUCUCAACUCACUGCCUUUUACUCUGUCUUAUUUAGACUCACAGUGAUGAAUUGGAUUCCAUCCAAAAAUGUCUAUGUGGUAACUAAACCUCAUGCUGUACUCAUGUACAAAUUGGGGAUGGGCUUACCAGUGGAUUUUGGUAAACUGUUCUUUGAUACUAUUGGUCAUCUUGCCCAGAAAAUUUCACCCUCCACUCAUCUUCCCUAUCCUUCUCUCAUCUACUCCAUUUUACUCUCUCAAAAUUUGGGCCAAGAUGACUCAGAAUAUCUUCACACUCCACAAGGCAUGAUCACUGUUUCUCAAAAUUUUCUGAGAGCUCCUCAUGUUCAAGAUCUUCCCUGGAAUGGAGAUAAUUUUCUCUCAACUGAAUCAAGUCAAAAUAACAUUGGUACUGAGGGUGUUGCACCUCAUGUUGACAACACUUCUAACCUUCUUGUGUCUGUUCCUAGAGAUCUUCUAUUGCAGCAGCUUACUCAUUCUCUAGCUCAGAUUACCUAUCAUCAGUCCAUGGUGUCUCACCCUUUGGAUGCUAGAGGCAGAGAGCAAGGAGUUAAUGAAGAGGAAGCAAAGAAAGAGGGUGAAGCUCAAGGAGCAGAAGAAAGCAGUGGAUCUAGUGAUGGAGGAGCAGCAGCUGAUACUGAGGAGACCUUGGAGACUCUGGAUAUUUUACUUUAGAUUGUUUUCAUGAACAAUAUUCUGUUUUUGUUUGUGUUUUGUUUAUUUUCCCUCUGAACUUUUGUUUAGGACUGCACUUUG